This is a messenger RNA of Schistocerca americana (American grasshopper), 827 nucleotides long. RefSeq names its product solute carrier family 22 member 1-like. The record is from RefSeq and is a predicted model, not a curated record. Lineage: Eukaryota; Metazoa; Arthropoda; Insecta; Orthoptera; Acrididae. The transcript has 4 exons. The coding region runs from base 52 to 624 and encodes 190 amino acids. Gene Ontology annotation, cellular component: membrane. Gene Ontology annotation, molecular function: transmembrane transporter activity. Gene Ontology annotation, biological process: transmembrane transport.
UUCAGGAACACAGUAAUCCUCAUCGUUGCCAGGUCGGUGUACCUGCUGACUAUGUUCUCACCAGUGAUAGCGGUGAGCCAACUGAGUGCUAACCCUUUCCUGGGGAUAGUGGCUCAAGGGGCGGCCAUUUUCGCUGCCUUCUACGUGGUGAACUACUUUGGAGCGAGGUUCGGUCGCCGUUGGCCCAGUGCAGCCAGUGCACUCUUAGCCGCACUGGCCUGUGUUUUCAUCUUCUGCCUGUUCACUGCACACGUCGAGGGCGCACCCGUCGUGAUGGGGACCUUGCUGAUGCAGUUCAGCACCACUGCCAACAUGAGCAUGGCCAACCUGCAGAGCAUCGAGGUGCACCCCACGUGUCUGCGCCAGAUCGCAACCAGUGUCGAAUGGGCUGUCGCCGGGGUUGCCAUGUCUGCUCUGCCCUAUUUGGCGUUGAUGGAUGAGAAGCGACUUCCCUUCGCCAUCCUCGCAGCCCUGAACUUGGUGGUGGCGUUUUCCGUGUCGUUCCUGCCGGAAUCUGCGCUGCAGCGAUUGCCGGAGACGUUAAGGGACGGUGCCGUCUUUGGCAGAGGACAGCGCUACUGGAGCUGGAAACCCAAACCAACACCAGAGUACGCCAAGGGCUAAAAGAGUUCCAGGAGUUCCUUUUAGUUUAGAAUGAAUGUUAAGGCGACGCUGGCAAUCUUCGACUUCUGUUUACUGACGGUGCACAUGACUUGCGUUACCAACACAAAAACCUAAACAGCCUACUUACACUAUCUAAGAUGCCAUAAAGACUAAUUUAAAAGCUAAUAUCUUCACUCUCACAACCCAAAUAGUACACAAUCGUA